CAUUAGAAAACCCUCUCUCUCUCUCUCUCACUCUCUCUCUUUGAUUUUUGAUAUAUCUUGAUUCUUCUUAAUUCCAAGUGCUAAACCCUUCUCUCUUAUUUUUCUAAAACGCCGUAACGGGACAUUCCAAUUCCCAAAGGCACCGUCCCGUGCGAGUCACGUGCCAUUCAAAAACCCUAUUCUUUUAUGUCUUCCGAGCAACCUUCCAAACCCAACAUAACCACCGUCGACGGCGAAAUUGACGGUGCCGUUAACGGUUCGCCGCCGUUCGCGGCGGCUUCCGAUGAGAGGCCCACGGCGAGGCUUCCACGCUGGACAAGGCAGGAGAUCCUGGUUCUCAUACAGGGUAAAGCUGAUGCUGAAAGCCGGUUCAAACCGGGCCGUGCUGCCGGUUCGGCUUUCGGUUCGAGCGAACCGAAGUGGGCGCUGGUCUCGUCGUACUGCAAGAAGCACGGCGUGAACCGGGAACCGGUUCAGUGCCGGAAGCGGUGGAGCAACCUCGCCGGCGACUAUAAGAAGAUCAAGGAGUGGGAGUCGUCGGUGAAGGAUGAAACGGAGUCGUUUUGGCUGAUGAGGAAUGAUUUGAGGAGGGAGAGGAAGUUGCCGGGGUAUUUUGACCGGGAGGUGUAUGAUGUUCUCGACGCGCCGGCGUUGCCGGUUUCUGCUACGGUGGUUCCGGCGAUUGAGAUGGCGCCGGAGGUGGUGGCUCGUGAGGAGGAGGUUCACAUUUAUGAUAGUAAUCGGAGGGUGGCUGGUGAAGAUGGGUUGUUUUCGGAUUGUGAGAAGGAUGAGGUUUUGGCUUCUGUUAAGAGUGUGGCUGCUCCUGUUCCUAUCUCAGAGAAGCAAUAUCUACCACUCCUCCGUGGCUGCCAAGUGGAAAGCAAUGGCCAAGGUACCCCCAAUGAGAAACAACCAGCCUCAAACCCAGAAGUGGGUUCCACAUCUCAAGGGGAACGGAAGAGGAAGCGGUUAGCGACCGAUGCAGCAGAGGAGGAAACUUUGCAAACUCAAUUAAUUGAUGUCUUGGAGAAAAAUGGGAAGAUGCUACGCGAUCAGCUUGAGGCUCAGAACAUGAAUUUCCAGUUGGAUCGCCAGCACCAGAAAGACACUGCAAGUAGCAUAAUUGCUGUGCUUGAUAAGCUUGCAGAUGCUCUAGGGAGAAUUGCUGAUAAGUUGUAGUGCAAAGAAGGAUCAGAAUAGUGUACAUAACAGUUGGGCUCAACAAUAGUGGUUGGUUCCCUUCAUUUUUAUCUCAGGAUAGCUUCUAGGAAGACCCUUUAUUUAGUGCUUGUUUGGAAACCUGUUUAUAACUGAUUCUGAAGUCAGAAUUGAUUAUUGGGAGAAGCUUCUCUGAGUAGCUUCUGGGUUCCAGAAUUGAUUAUGAUGAAAGAGAAGCUGAUCCAAACAUGCUAUUAUUCUGUUUGCAUACACAGAUUUUUUUGUGGUUUAUUACUGCCAUAAUAGGAUUAUUAUUAUAUACUCAAAUUUGGAGGUUAAUGCA
Molecule: messenger RNA, 1501 nt
Organism: Lotus japonicus
Lineage: Eukaryota; Viridiplantae; Streptophyta; Magnoliopsida; Fabales; Fabaceae
Product: trihelix transcription factor ASR3
Exons: 3
Coding region: 187-1179 (330 amino acids)
Source: RefSeq, a predicted model, not a curated record